AUGCUAAUUCCAGUGACAGUGGAGAAGAAAAUGCCGCCAGAGGUGUAUGGGAUGAUCUGUUCAUAUGCUUGUCGCGAUUGGGGGUAUACAGGCCGCUCGCUCUCAGCCGUGUCCAAAUAUACGAGGGAUAUCUCUGCCCCUUAUAAAUUCCAGUCUAUCUCCCUCAUCAACCUCUUCGAAAUUCUCUCAUUUACCUCUGUCCUACAACAGACGCCGCAAGACGCCCGGCGUGUUCGCUACCUCUUCCUCAGUGACUCGCCGCUAUCCGACGAUCCGCGUUGGGACGACCAUGGCAUCGAAGAUUCGGCCUACGUGCGUCGCAAAACGGGCGCCAGCAAGGCGGUCAUGGACAUCCUGGGGCUUGUCGCUCCAACCGUAGAGAUCAUCCAUGGGCUCUUCCUAAGGCCACACACAUUCUGCUUGCUCCCCUCAUCGUUAGACUUUCCAGUUUUGACGGAACUCGCGCUGUACCACCAUUACCGCUCAAAGCCCGACGAGAGAACGGUUUAUCCUACGCUUCGCGAUCUGCGCUUGAUCUCAUGCCCGUCUCUGCACAAAGCCGACUUCAAGUGGAUAACGCAGCUCGCGCCAGGCCUGACGCACCUCUACGUCUCGGCGGCGCAUCCAUACUACGAUAUGCUGUUCCAAGACUUUGCGAAGACGGUGGAGAAAGUCUUGUCAGAGGGGCUACUUCCGAAAGAUGUACAGCUGUUGGUCGAGUUACCUGAUCUCGAGGAGUACGACAUCAACGACGAACAUCGCGCGUACAUUGAACAGCUUCGGCAACUGGCUACAAAAUUCUCAAGAAUGUCGCUGGUCGAGUCACCAGCGGACAUCGCCACUAGCGAAGACGCUGAGCAGCAGUGGCUGAAGAGUGUGAACAGAUAA
Messenger RNA from Pleurotus ostreatus (oyster mushroom), 888 nucleotides. RefSeq lists its product as uncharacterized. Bases 1 to 888 code for a protein of 295 amino acids. The record is from RefSeq and is a predicted model, not a curated record. The transcript has a single exon. NCBI's taxonomy places the organism in Eukaryota, Fungi, Basidiomycota, Agaricomycetes, Agaricales, Pleurotaceae.